UCAACCCCACUUCGCCCUACCGAGUACCAGACGGCAGACCGCCUCCAAACUCCAAAGUCCGAACAAUUGACAACAUUCCGAACGGGAAUAAUAAAAAGUAAAGAAAAAAUGCUCUUUCGAAAAGUAAAUUUAUUCCCGUAAUGGGAUUUUUAUUCUUUUCUAAAUUAAUCGACGAAAUGGGCGACGGAGCGAACGAAGAUUACCAGUCGGAUGAAGACAUUUUCUUGUCACCCAGGAAGAAAUCGUUGAGAAAACUGUUGCCGCAUUGUUCUCCGCAGCAACGGCAUGAUGGCAUAAUGAAAAAAAGAGUAGAUACUAUGCGGGCGAUGAUGGUCGGAAUACCGCCGCCACCUGAGAUGACCAAUCCCGACUAUAAUCUGCUCAACAUACUCGAACGUUACGAGUCCGGACUGGAACAAUAUAAAUGGAAUCAAAAUCCUAAUUUCAAGGAGGAAGGAGAGAACCCUCUCGGAAUCUGCCUCAACCAAGAUCAGUCUUGUGAGGAAAUGGAACAACUUUUCCAAUUGUUCGGAUCUCGUUAUAUUUUCAAUGAGACGUACUGCUGGACGGGGCGAGUUGUCGUGAACAUGACGGAAUCGGCCAAGAAGCGUAAAAGAACGAAUGGAUGGUCAGCUAGUCCAAAGACGAGGCUGAGCUACCUGUCAAAACGCAGGACUACUUUUAGGGUAGUUUCACCUCGAAAAACUUUUAUGUUUGUCAAAGAAGAUAAAAAAGGAAGCAAUCCAGUUCUUCUACGUCCAAAAAGAGCUUUAUUCCAAAGUCCAGAAGAAAAAAGCACUAAUUACAAAACACCAGAAUGUGGUCGUAGUAGGCCUAGAGUAGUAGGAGGAGGGAGACAGGGGUCUCCGCUCAAACGUCUCACACCGUCUACUUCUUCAGAGAAGAGACGCUGCUCACGCAGCUUGUUUACAAAUAACGAAGAGGAAAAGGGAGGAAGUCUGUCAAAGGCACACAAACAAAAACUUCUUUGGGCCGUGUCAAACGCCCUCAGAGAACGCGGCCUCAUUUCAAAAAGUGACGGUUUCAAGGCGGCAGCGACAGAACUGUACAAAAUCACGCAAGAAGCCUGGAUAUCUCGGAAAGAAAAAGGGCGAUGCGGUUCGACAAGUGAACUCAUGUUGAAUAUAGCUCGCAGCAUGGCAGAGAGUCAAGGUCUGGGAAGUAAAGCGGUUAAAAGUGAACCUGACGCUUCAGUGUCUCCAGCCAAAGAAAACGAGAGCCCGAAUAAAAAACGGAAGAGAGAGACGCCGAAGAAAACACCAAAGAAAACUCCAAAAAAAUCUCCUAGGAAAGAAACACCCCGAAAAACACCAAUAAAAACGCCAUUGAAGCCUUCCUCUCGUACUCCUAAGAAAAUUAUGAGUUUACAAUCCUUGGCAGACAGCCCAGUGAGGAAAAAACCGAGAACAAGAAUGGAUUCACCUAGCUGAUAGCAGGUGUAUAUAUAAAAUAAUAUAUCAAUCCUAUUUUGUAAAAUAUUUAAAAUAAAGAUUUAUAUUUUAAGUACA
Messenger RNA from Cimex lectularius (bed bug), 1529 nucleotides. RefSeq lists its product as uncharacterized. Bases 141 to 1451 code for a protein of 436 amino acids. NCBI's taxonomy places the organism in Eukaryota, Metazoa, Arthropoda, Insecta, Hemiptera, Cimicidae. The record is from RefSeq and is a predicted model, not a curated record. The transcript has 8 exons.